AGAUCAGCGCUCGUCCGAUGGAAGUGUGCUUUCUGUUUUACAAACGAGGAGAUUGUUGUGACAUCUGCUGGAUAAAAUGUUGCGCACAUUCAUCUUAAUAAAGAAGACGCGGUGAUAAGGACAUAAUGGAGUUAUGUUAUGUGUCGUCGAGGCUGUUGUGAUGUUGUUCUGAGGAGAGACUAUGAGCUCUUCAGGAUGGGUGCGAACAAUGGCAAACCGUAUGAAAGUGAAGGAAAAGGCAGUUCCAGUAUCUCCUCCGACGUGAGCUCCAGCACUGAUCACACACCCACCAAAGCUCAGAAAAAUGUGACUACCAGUGAAGAUUCUGCCCUAAGUAUGAGGACACUUAGCACUCCAAGCCCCGCCCUCAUUCUGAAUCCAAACCCUUCAUCACUCUCACCUCAAACAGUCCCAAUAGGGUAUGAAACAUCUUCGCCUUCUAUUAAUGUCUGUGGGGAAACAGUGGCUCUGAUUCAUCCACCUCCAGGGACAAACUCACGCCCUUUCAAAACUGCUCAUGUGGCUCUCAUCGAUGCUCUGCCAGAUCCUGUUUUACUACACAUUCUCUCUUACCUGUCCACCCCUCACCUGUGCCGCUGCGCUCGAGUGUGUCGUCGCUGGUAUAACCUGUCCUGGGAUCCACGGCUCUGGAGAGCCAUCCGUCUUACUGGAGAGCUGCUAAAUGCUGACAGGACCCUUAAGGUUCUUACUAAUAGGUUAUGUCAGGACACUCCCAGUGUUUGUCUGACCCUGGAGACGGUUGUAGCCAGUGGCUGCCGGAGGCUUUCUGAUCGUGGGCUUCGUGUGAUAGCUCAGCGUUGUCCGGAGCUGCGGCAUUUGGAGGUUGCAGGCUGCUAUCAUGUGUCCAAUGAUGCUGUGUUUGACGUGGUGUCCCAGUGUCCCAGUCUGGAGCACCUAGAUGUAUCAGGUUGUCCUAAAGUGACCUGUAUCAGUCUGACUGAGGAGUCCUCUCUUCAGCUCACACCAUUACAUGGACAGCAGAUUUGCCUGCGUUAUCUGGACAUGACCGACUGUGUAUCAUUGGAGGACAAAGGCCUGAGGACCAUCGCCUUUCACUGUCCGCGUCUUACACAUCUCUACCUACGGCGCUGCAGCCGCCUAACCGAUGAGUCCCUUCGUCAGCUGUCACUGCACUGCAGCGCUUUACGUGAGCUUAGUCUAAGCGACUGCUUUCUGGUGGGAGAUUUUGGUUUGCGUGAAGUGGCUCGUCUGGAGGGCCACCUGCGGUAUCUAAGCGUGGCACACUGUAUGCGCAUUACCGACGUUGGACUGCGGUACGUGGCGCGCUACUGUCCACGGCUUCGGUACUUGAAUGCACGUGGCUGUGAGGGAAUAACAGACCAGGGUUUGAGACACUUAGCUCGUAGCUGCCCCAGACUGCGGUCUCUUGAUGUUGGCCAUUGCCCGCUGGUGUCAGAUGCUGGACUGGAAGUGUUAGCACAAUGUUGUGAGGGACUUCGAAGGCUGAGUCUGAGGGGCUGUGAGAGCGUGACAGGACGAGGGCUGACCGCGCUGGCGGCCGGAUGUCAUGAACUGCAGUUAUUAAAUGUACAGGAGUGUGAGGUGUCACCUGAGGCACUUCGACUGAUCCGACAGCAUUGCAGACGUUGUGUAAUAGAGCACACUAUACCGGCUUUCUACUGAGAGGACAACAGAGGUUUGGACUUCAGACAUGUAGAUGUUUAUAUUCUGCAUUUAUAUGACUGCAUGUCAAGAUGCAACAGGGUGGAUGUGUCUUAAAACCUAGUGAACUGAUUCACAAACUGCUUGCUAUGAAUGAGCAACUGUCCAUAUAAACAAUUAAUGUAGAGUCUGUUUAUGUUUCAGAGCAGUUCACAAAUCACAAUUUUGCAAACUGAUGUGAACUCCAUUGAACUUGACUACACAAUUAGUCUAUUUAGUCACCAACAUCAGCACUGAAAUCAUUUUGAGUAAGAUACGGUUUAUCUUAUCUUAAUGAUAAAUUAAAUAUAUACAUACACUAACAUAAUGCAAAGGAAAUCAAAUCAUUAUGUUACAUGGAUGUUUAAAUGUUUACAUUUGCUUUACCGUGCCAAUUUAUUAAAGCAGUACAACUUUUCGGCAUUAAACCCCUGACAUAAAUCAAAGGCCUUAAUAAGAAAAUCAACUGAGUAAAAUAAUAUUUAAUAACUUCAUUGCACUAUUUUAUACUGAUGCUAUUAAAAACAUUUACUGUAUGUUUCAAAAUCAGUAUUUCACAAUAUGGCUGUAAAGUGCUGUUCGGUGGACACCUGUCUAUGUUUUCUAGGUUUUGAGACACAGUUGGUGUUUGAUGGUCUUGCCUUUUAAAGAUCCACAUAAAAUAUAUAAUAGUAUUUAUCACAUGUAAGACAUGUAUUAUUAUCACUGUACAGAAAGCUGUGUUUUCCCAAAUGUCUUAACUGUGUUUAUUUGUGUCAACUAAUUGUUGUUUUAUUUUUUUUAAUUUUUUUUUUACAAAACGCUCUUUACCUUGUUGGUUGUGUUACAAGAUUCAAUUUUAAACAUCUUGUCUUACUGAGAAGAGGUUUUUAAGUGUACGUAUACUCAUUCUUUUUUAGAAAAAUAACAUAUUGGAUUUCAAGAGACCGCAUUUGUUCAGUUUAGACGAUGAAAAAUGUGGACAAAUUGCAAACAAAUUGCACUUUAAAAUGCAUUUUUAACUCAAAUAUUUUAUUUGAUAUUGCAGCAUAAUGAGUCAGUUUGGUAAAAUCUGUUGCUGCUAAAGACUGAAUAAAUGACUGCUUACUUAAAA
This is a messenger RNA of Misgurnus anguillicaudatus (oriental weatherfish), 2776 nucleotides long. Its product is annotated as F-box/LRR-repeat protein 7. Gene Ontology annotation, molecular function: protein binding. The record is from RefSeq and is a predicted model, not a curated record. Gene Ontology annotation, cellular component: cytoplasm. Lineage: Eukaryota; Metazoa; Chordata; Actinopteri; Cypriniformes; Cobitidae.